AUGAAGCGGCAGAACGUGCGCACGCUGGCGCUCAUCGUGUGCACCUUCACCUACCUGCUGGUGGGCGCCGCGGUCUUCGACGCGCUGGAGUCCGAGCCCGAGAUGGUGGAGCGGCGGCGGCUGGAGCGGCGGCAGCAGGAGCUGCGGGCGCGCUACAACCUCAGCCUGGGCGGCUACGAGGAGCUCGAGCGCGUCGUGCUGCGCCUCAAGCCGCACAAGGCCGGCGUGCAGUGGCGCUUCGCCGGCUCCUUCUACUUCGCCAUCACCGUCAUCACCACCAUCGGUUACGGCCACGCGGCCCCCAGCACGGACGGCGGCAAGGUGUUCUGCAUGUUCUACGCGCUGCUGGGCAUCCCGCUCACGCUCGUCAUGUUCCAGAGCCUGGGCGAGCGCAUCAACACCUUCGUGCGGCACCUGCUGCACCGCGCCAAGAAGGGGCUGGGCAUGCGGCGCGCCGACGUGUCCAUGGCCAACAUGGUGCUCAUCGGCUUCUUCUCGUGCAUGAGCACGCUGUGCAUCGGCGCCGCCGCCUUCUCCUACUACGAGCGCUGGACCUUCUUCCAGGCCUACUACUACUGCUUCAUCACGCUCACCACCAUCGGCUUCGGCGACUACGUGGCGCUGCAGAAGGACCAGGCGCUGCAGACGCAGCCGCAGUACGUGGCCUUCAGCUUCGUCUACAUCCUCACGGGCCUCACGGUCAUCGGCGCCUUCCUCAACCUCGUGGUGCUGCGUUUCAUGACCAUGAACGCCGAGGACGAGAAGCGCGACGCCGAGCACCGCGCGCUGCUCACGCGCAACGGGCAGGUGGGCGGGCUCGCUGGCUGUCUGGGCGGCGGCGGCCGCGGGGGCAUCGGGGGCGGCCGCGGGGGCAGCGGGGGCGGCAGCGGCGGCGGCGGCAGCGCGCACACCACGGACACCGCCUCCUCCCCCGUGGCGGCGGCGGCGGCGGCGGCGGCGGGCGGCGGCGGCUUCCGCAACGUGUACGCCGAGGUGCUGCACUUCCAGUCCAUGUGCUCCUGCCUGUGGUACAAGAGCCGCGAGAAGCUGCAGUACUCCGUCCCCAUGAUCAUCCCGCGGGACCUCUCCACGUCCGACACGUGCGUGGAGCAGAGCCACUCGUCGCCGGGAGCUGGCGGCCGCUGCAGCGACACGCCCUCGCACCGCUGCCUGUGCAGCGGCACGCAGCGCUCGGCCAUCAGCUCCGUGUCCACCGGCCUGCACAGCCUGUCCACCUUCCGCGGCCUCAUGAAGCGCAGGAGCUCGGUGUGA
Lepus europaeus (European hare) is the source of this 1272-nucleotide messenger RNA. It is a transcript of the gene KCNK3, whose product is annotated as potassium two pore domain channel subfamily K member 3. Gene Ontology annotation, cellular component: membrane. Gene Ontology annotation, molecular function: open rectifier potassium channel activity; potassium ion leak channel activity. Lineage: Eukaryota; Metazoa; Chordata; Mammalia; Lagomorpha; Leporidae. Gene Ontology annotation, biological process: stabilization of membrane potential; potassium ion transmembrane transport. The transcript has 2 exons. The record is from RefSeq and is a predicted model, not a curated record. The coding region runs from base 1 to 1272 and encodes 423 amino acids.